AUGCAUUUCAAUACCACCGUGGUAUCUGCGCACUAUCAAGAACUCACCCGAUCAUGGCUUCUGACAGACGCCAAUGGCUGCCAGUAUUCCUGCAGAUUCCUCAUUACAAGCAUGGGGCUUCUGAAUCACCCCACACUGCCAAAUAUCCCUGGUAUCAAUUAUUCCGAGGGCGUGGCAAUGCACACUGCUCGAUGGCCCGACAAUGCCUCUUUAAAUGGUAAACGGGUAGGGAUCAUCGGAACUGGUGCGACCGGAAUCCAGACAAUCCAAGAAAUAGUCAAAGUUGUCGGCCACCUGACGGUCUUCCAACGAACAGCCAAUUGGUCUGCUCCUUUACGAAAUAGCAAAAUUACACCAGAGGAGAUGGAACAGAUCCGAGGUCGAUACCCAGAAAUAUUCCGGCUCUGCGAUGAAUCCUACGCCUGCUUCCUUCACGGCGCGGAUAACCGUCAAACAUUCGGCGUUCCCAUCAGAGAAAGGGAAGCUUUCUGGGCAGAGCUUUAUGCUAAGCCAGGCUUUGCAAAAUGGCUGAGCAACUUUAGCGACAUUAGUUAUAACAGGGAAGCAAACGCGGCAUACAGCGAGUUUAUGGCGAACAAAAUUCGCCAGCGCGUCCACGACCCUGCCAUAGCGGAGAAGCUCAUCCCGAAAAACCACGGAUUCGGUACCAGGCGCGUACCGCUGGAAACAUUCUACUUCGAAGCAUUCAACAGACCCAGCGUCAAGCUCAUGGACAUCACUGAGGACCCGAUCGAAAAGAUCACUAGGAAGGGCGUAAAGACGCGAGACGAAGAAAUCGAAUUAGACGUGCUCAUCUAUGCGACAUGGUUCGACGCAGUGACAGGUGCGUUCACGGCCGUAGACAUCCAGAGGGUGAACGGCGAGAAGCUAAACAAGCACUGGAUCGACGGGCCGAGGACCCGAUACGGGCUCUUUGUACAAGGCUUUCCCAACAUGAUGAUGGUGCUGGGCCCGCACCAGAUGUUCGGCAACAUUCCGCGCAGCAUCGAGUACGCCGUCGACUGGAUCACCGACUGUAUCUGGUACUGCUGGGACAAUAAUAUCAGGAGAAUCGAGGCCACACAUGAAGGUGUCACCGAUUGGACGGACCACGGCUUCAAGUACUCUGAAGGGCUCUUGUCGAAGGUGGUCGACCCGUGGAUGACCGGCGUCAAUAAGAACGUCAAGCAUAAGCAGACCAGGAGUAUUGCCAGAUAUAGCGGCCCAGCGGCCGAGUUCAGGCGCAUGAAGGGAAAUGUCGCGGCGCGGAAUUAUCAGGAUUUGAGGUUGAAUUGA
This is a messenger RNA of Exophiala aquamarina CBS 119918, 1296 nucleotides long. RefSeq lists its product as uncharacterized. The coding region runs from base 1 to 1296 and encodes 431 amino acids. The transcript has a single exon. The record is from RefSeq and is a predicted model, not a curated record. Lineage: Eukaryota; Fungi; Ascomycota; Eurotiomycetes; Chaetothyriales; Herpotrichiellaceae.